This is a messenger RNA of Rotaria socialis, 2706 nucleotides long. Lineage: Eukaryota; Metazoa; Rotifera; Eurotatoria; Philodinida; Philodinidae. The record is from the annotation of a GenBank genome assembly.
AUGACUUCAUCAAAUUUUGUAUAUACCCUUUUUUUAAUUUCCUUUGUACAUUCAAUCCCAAUACCUCCUACAAUAUUUACUGAACCCGAUCCUGAAGUUAUAUUUGAUCCACGUGUUAACAUUGAACUUCCAUGUAUAGGAAAAGGAGAUCCAACUCCAAUUUAUACGUGGACAAAAGAUGGUCGUUUUUAUGAACCAAGCGCUCAAAAUAAUCGCGUUGCUAUGGGUACUGACUCAGGUACACUUAUUUUUACUCAAGCACAAACUAUUGAUCAAGGAUGGUAUCAAUGUAAUGCAACAAAUAUGUGGGGCAGUGCAUUCUCACGUAAAGUUCGUGUACGUCUUGCUGAACUUGGUGCUUUUCCCAUUUAUGAUAAACCACAAGUAAUUCAAGUACGACGUGGUGAUUCAUUAAAAAUUCCAUGUAAACCACCAACUGGUGUACCUGAUCCUGAAACUUAUUGGACGGAUAAUACAAAUGCGGGUGAUCAAUUCGGUUUUCUUGUAUCGAACCCUCGAAUUCAACAAGAUUAUUAUGGAAAUCUUUAUUUCUUAAAUGUAAAAGAUGAAGAUGAACAAAAACAAUUUAUUUGUAAUGUUUUUUCACGGAAAUUAAAUGUUAUUCGUCGUGGUGCUCUAACACAAAUUCAAGUUAUUAAAUCCGAUCCAAAUAAUCGUCGUCCAAUGAAAUUAUGGACAUCGGAAGCUAAUAAAGUCUUUUUAAAAGGAUAUAAAUUAACGUUAAAAUGCAUUUUCGGUGGCCUACCAACGCCUGGUGUUAUAUGGCGAAAAAUAAAUGGCACAAUACCGGAAAGACGUGCGACAGUUAAUAUGGAAAAGCAAGAACUGGUUAUUAGUGAUCUUCAAUAUGAAGAUGCAGGUUUAUAUGAAUGUCGAGGACAUAAUGAAUUGGGUAAUGAUUUAUUUAGUAUUAACGUUCGUAUUGAAGCCGGUCCAUAUUGGAUAUCAAAACCAGAAAAUGUUCAUGUAACCGAAGGUGAAACAGUUGAUUUUGUUUGCAGUGCUGAAUCAAAACCACCACCGAAUAAUAUUCAAUGGUUUAUCAAUGGUGUACCAUUACUGGAGACGAGCGUUCGACGUAAUCCGCGUCGACGUGUUGUGAACAAUCACAUGAUUAUAGAAAAUGUUACGAAACUAGAUACAGCUGUUUAUCAAUGCAACGUCACAAAUAUUCAUGGAUAUGUUUUUACAAAUUUUUUCGUUAAUGUUAUUUCUGAACCGCCACUAAUUCAAAUUGGUCCCGAUCCACUGCAUCGAGCUGUUGAAGGAUCAAGCAUUAGUCUACCAUGUGAAGCGUUUGGUGCUCCAACGCCCAAAGUUUAUUGGAGUAAACGUAAUCAAGUCAUAACUGGUGGAAGGUAUACAAUAUCAGCAAGUGGAAGUUUACUAAUACGUGAAGCAUCUGCGUCUGAUAGUGGUGUAUAUAUAUGUAAUGCGACAAAUAAAUUUGGUUCAGAUAUACGCAGUGGAACGUUGAAUGUGAAACGAAAAACUCGUAUCCAAACUCGUCCAGGAAACCAAGAAGUGCGUCGUGGCUACUAUGCUAUAUUUCGUUGUACAGCUAUUGCUGAUACAUCAUUGUCGUAUGAUAUUGAUUGGUAUAAAGAUGGACGUUUACUUGCCUAUACAGGUCGCUUUAUAAAAGAUAUUGCUGAUCAGAAUACAUUGAAAAUUGUUGAUGUACAAUUUGAUGAUGGUGGCUCUUAUGUUUGUCGUGCUAGUACAGAACUUGAUUCGGAUGAGGCGAUGGCAACAUUAGUUGUUCAAGAUCGGCCAAAUAGACCCAAAAUAACAAAAGUCAAUUGUAGCGGUUCAACACAAAACUCAUUUGGACACCCUUUUUCUAUUGUUCAAUGGGAAGCAACAGGUGAUAAUAAUGCACGAAUACUCUACUAUGAAUUACAAUAUAAUACAUCAUUUCAACAAAAUGAUUGGAUAUCCGUACCAGUUGAACGACGUCGAGAAACCUACAAUGAAAUUAAAUCACAGGAUGGUUCAGUUAGAUUGGAACCGCAUGCAAUAAUCUAUAAAACAGCACGUCUUCCAUCGAAUCAAUAUGAUUUACGUGUAACAUUAUCAUGUUGGACUAAUUAUACAUUUCGUGUUGUUGCUUACAAUCGUAUUGGUGCUAGCGAUCCAAGUGCUAUAUCAGAAUCGAUGUGUUCAACGACAACAUGUCGACCAGAGUCCAAUCCAGUUGGUGUUAAAGCAUUUACAACACAAUUUAUACCGCUACUCAUCGAAUGGGAUAGUAUGCCACCAUUAAAAUGGAAUGCACCAAAAUUUUGGUAUGAAAUUGGUUGGCGUCCGUUUUUGGCUGGUGCUAAUCCACAACCAUUUAUGACUCAACGUAUCUAUCCACCACAGAAUCGUUUUGCUAUACCAAAUCCAGCCCUUAAUAUGCGUUAUCAAUACUAUGUGAAAGCAGUUAAUCAACAACCAGGAGAAGUGAACGGUGCUGACGCUAUUGAACCUCCACUUUAUUUUGUUGCAUUUGCCGGAGAUUCGGGUAAUUAUAACAAUGUUUCUUGUACUUAUCCUAUAUCUUUACCAUCGCGAUCUGUAACAUCGUCACCUAAAUCUACAACAAUUCGAACCAUGCUAUUACAACGUAAACAUCAUCCUAAUCAACGUUGUGAUCAACGAAAAAAAUCUUGUUCAACUAAAAAACUUGCUAUUUCUUGA